AUGCCCCCGCGCCGGCGUCACCCAGCGGGGGCGCGAACCGACCUCCCGCCACUGUUAAUCAUCCGCAAGAUCCUCUUGCUCCAGCUCGCCUGGUAUGUCUGCGCGACGGUACUGAUACUGUUCACGACAGUGGUGUAUGGUGCGCCCUUCUCGCUGGAUCUGGUCUUUGGAUGGGACUAUCUGCGCGGAGAUACCACAGUCGGGUGGAUAUUGGGGUUGGUGUGGAUGUUGAACUGUUUCAUCAGUGUGAUUUUCCUCCUCCUUUUCGUAUCCCGCUCCAAACUUGUCCUUGACUUCGCUCUCACAAUCCACUUCCUCCACCUCGUCGCCACAACGUUCUACACGCGCUCUCUGCCCGCGAAUCUCCUCUGGUGGGCUCUGCAGUUUGCCAGCGCGUCUGUGAUGACGUUCAUGGGAAUGUGGGCGUGUCAGUGGCGCGAGCUGAAGCCCAUCAGCUUCGGCGGUAUUGGAGGUAGCAGUAGCAACAACGACGGCCACGCAGCGGGGUCAUCCUCCCAUGCACCUGCCGAUGGGCAACAGGAGUCGAGUUUUGGUCGCGGACGGGGCCGUGAGCGCAGCAUUAAUGUUGGGAUGGGGGAGUAUGAGUUGGAUGAAUUCAAGGGUGACCACGCUGCAUGA
Molecule: messenger RNA, 639 nt
Organism: Penicillium lagena
Lineage: Eukaryota; Fungi; Ascomycota; Eurotiomycetes; Eurotiales; Aspergillaceae
Product: protein SYS1
Exons: 2
Coding region: 1-639 (212 amino acids)
Biological process (GO): protein localization to Golgi apparatus; Golgi to endosome transport; Golgi to plasma membrane protein transport
Cellular component (GO): Golgi membrane; trans-Golgi network
Source: RefSeq, a predicted model, not a curated record